AUGCAUGUAUCACUGGCAGAGGCUCUGGAGGUUCGGGGGGGGCCAUUGCAGGAAGAGGAAAUAUGGGCUAUUUUGAAUCAAAGUGCAGAGAGCCUUCAAGAACUAUUCAGAAAAGUUUCAUGUGCUGAUCCUACUGCUCUGGGAUUCAUCAUUUCUCCAUGGUCUCUCCUGUUGCUUCCAUCUGGCAGCGUAUCAUUUACUGAUGAAAAUGUCACUCAACAAGACCUGCGAGCGUUCACAGCACCGGAGGUUCUGCAGAACCAUUCUCUAUCAUCUCUCUCGGAUGUUGAAAAGGUCCAUAUUUAUUCCCUUGGCAUGGCACUGUUUUGGGGAGCUGACCAUGAAGUUCCUCAGAGUCAGCCUAUCAAACUCGGCGAUCACCUUAACAGCAUACUCCUCGGCAUGUGUGAAGACGUCAUUUAUGCCCGCGUAUCAGUGCGGACUGUUCUGGAUGCUUGCAGUGCCCACAUACGGAACAGCAACUGUGCCCCUUCUUUUUCAUACGUGAAGCAGUUGGUCAGGCUGGUGCUGGGAAGCCUGUCUGGGGUGGAUCAAAUUUCUUGCAAUGGUGAUAGAAAAUUGCAGCCAGACAGGAGCCAGGCUAUUCGGGAGAGGCUGAGGGGAAAAGGACUUCCCACAGGAAAAACAUUGGUGGCUGAUGCACCUGAUGGACACAAAGCUCACUUCUCUCAACAGACCAUGCUUAACAAAGGACUUAGCAAGUCUAUGGGAUUCCUGUCCAUUAGAGGAACGCAAGGCGAGGAAGAAUUUUUCCAGGGCAUUUCCGCAGAUUACAACUUGGGACAGGAAGAUGUUUUCUGUCCUCAUAGGUGUAAAACCAGGGAGCUUGAAAAAAAAGGUUACUUUCAUACAGACGUCACUCCCAAGCGGAAAGUAUGGGCUUCCUCCACAGAUUUGCUUUGCACAACUGAGAAGGCAGCUGAGAGGGACCAUGUUGGAGGCUCUCACAGGCACAGCCAUCAGUGUGAAACAUUUACAGUACGGACUUCUACUGCUACCAGAAGCAAGGAAGCAAGAUACUCUGAUGGGAGCAUAGCACUGGAUGUCUUUGGACCACAGAAACUGGACCAAACACGGCACGUGCCCGAGACAUCAACUUCUGCAGCAAUAUCAAGUGCCUUUGACAGGAUAAGAGAGAGACAGAAGAAGUUGCAGCUUCUGAGAGAAGCUAUGAAUGUAGAAGAGCCUUUGAGAAGGUACAAAUCUUACCACAGUGAUGUUUAUAGUACUUCAAGUGAAAGUCCAUCUGUUAUUUCUUCAGAACCAGAUUUCAGACAAGUGAGAAGAAAUGAAGGUUUCAAGAGAGAUGAUGCCAGUGGUGCUUUGCCAGGUGCUGAUGAGAUCUCCACAUCAAGUCAAGCUAAUUCUCAGAGGGCAAG
This is a messenger RNA of Eurypyga helias (sunbittern), 1400 nucleotides long. RefSeq names its product tyrosine-protein phosphatase non-receptor type 13-like. Gene Ontology annotation, biological process: peptidyl-tyrosine dephosphorylation. Gene Ontology annotation, molecular function: protein tyrosine phosphatase activity; phosphatidylinositol 3-kinase regulatory subunit binding. NCBI's taxonomy places the organism in Eukaryota, Metazoa, Chordata, Aves, Eurypygiformes, Eurypygidae. The record is from RefSeq and is a predicted model, not a curated record. The annotation marks the transcript as partial. The transcript is spliced from 9 exons. Gene Ontology annotation, cellular component: nucleus; cytoplasm.